Messenger RNA from Schistocerca nitens (vagrant locust), 1008 nucleotides. RefSeq lists its product as uncharacterized. NCBI's taxonomy places the organism in Eukaryota, Metazoa, Arthropoda, Insecta, Orthoptera, Acrididae. The record is from RefSeq and is a predicted model, not a curated record. Bases 1 to 1008 code for a protein of 335 amino acids. Gene Ontology annotation, cellular component: extracellular matrix. The transcript has 5 exons.
AUGAGAGCCACCGUAGUCGUCCUGGCGUGCCUGCUGGCCGCCGCCCACGCCGGGCUGCUGCCCCACGCGCCGCCCCCGCCGCCGCCGCCGCCGCCGCCCCCGCAGCACGAGAUCAUCUACGACUACGUGGCGCCGGCCAGCUACCGCUUCGACUACGCGGUGCGCGACGGCCACACGGGCGACGCCAAGACGCAGUGGGAGCACCGCGACGGCGACACCGUCCGAGGCGCCUACUCGCUCGUCGACGCCGACGGCACGACGCGCAUCGUCGAGUACACCGCCGACCCGCACAACGGCUUCCGCGCCGAGGUCAAGCGCCUGGGACACCCCGCGCCGCCGCCCCCGCAGCCACCUCAGCUGAAGAAUGGUAAUGUACAGCUGACAGCCUACCUUCGCCUGCCAGGAAAUGCUGUCAAGAAUGCUUGUGCGGAGGCCGUGCGCCCUUCUCUCGCUGCGCUGUCGCCGGUAGGUGCCCGGGCCAUCAUCUACGACUACGUGGCGCCGCCCCAGUACCGCUUCGACUACGCGGUGCGCGACGGCCACACGGGCGACGCCAAGACGCAGUGGGAGCACCGCGACGGCGACCGCGUCACCGGCGCCUACUCGCUCGUCGACGCCGACGGCACGACCCGCAUCGUCGAGUACACGGCCGACGACCACAACGGCUUCCAGGCGGUCGUGAAGCGCGUCGGUCACCCCCACGAGAUCAUCUACGACUACGUGGCGCCGCCCCAGUACCGCUUCGACUACGCGGUGCGCGACGGCCACACGGGCGACGCCAAGACGCAGUGGGAGUCGCGAGACGGCGACCGCGUCACCGGCGCCUACUCGCUGGUCGACGCCGACGGCACGACGCGCAUCGUCGAGUACACGGCCGACGACCACAACGGCUUCCAGGCUGUCGUGAAGCGCGUCGGUCACCCCGCGCCGCCGCCCCCUCAGCCUCCGCGUCUUCCCGCCCACCCCGCUCCCGCCCCCCACCCCUACCCACUGCCUUACCACGGUUAG